This is a messenger RNA of Photinus pyralis (common eastern firefly), 5795 nucleotides long. RefSeq lists its product as uncharacterized. Gene Ontology annotation, molecular function: protein-cysteine S-palmitoyltransferase activity. The coding region runs from base 3946 to 5592 and encodes 548 amino acids. The transcript has a single exon. Lineage: Eukaryota; Metazoa; Arthropoda; Insecta; Coleoptera; Lampyridae. Gene Ontology annotation, biological process: protein targeting to membrane; peptidyl-L-cysteine S-palmitoylation. Gene Ontology annotation, cellular component: endoplasmic reticulum; Golgi apparatus. The record is from RefSeq and is a predicted model, not a curated record.
ACAUGAAUUUACGUGAAUUAUUUUGAAUUAACGUGAAUUAAUUUGAAUUUGAAUUUUUGGUGUACACCAAAAAUGGUCUUGUUUCCCCCUAGGACAACAUAUUCAUCUUCCUUUGGCAUGGAGAAGUACGUACUUUUUUUACCACUCGCACGUUAGUAAGGGACCUAUUGCAAUGGGGUAAAAAAAUGCCCCCCCCCCACUUUUUUUUUACGGAAAUAUACGUUUUGAAGCGCCAGGAAUCUGUAUCAAACAAAAUAUUAAUGAUGUCGGUCUGUCUGUCGGUCCGUCUGUACACUCAUUUCCUGCUAAACCGCUGAACCGAUUGGAACCAAAUUUGGUACACAUAUUCUGAGACAUAAAAGCGCAGAAGGAAGGUAUGUGGGUGGUAUCUGUGCCGGCCACAGUAAAUUUGUUUAUAACUGUAGGUAAAUGUUGCAUUAUAUGGCAGUUGUGUGUUGCUUGUAGAUGACUUAAGCAUAAUCUGUCAAACAAACACAAAUUUGGGAUGUACAGCAGAAGUUACAACCCCCGCAAUUGAAUAUUGCUAGAUACGUAAGCAGAGCCAGGGAUCCUAAGGAUGCUAUGGUAAGAGGAACUUCUUUAAAGUCACGGAACUACAAAGCGCGAGGGGAUUUUAAUUUUAUGUGGCAAUUAUUAGGGGUUGCUUGUAGAUGAGUUAAUCUGUUACAGAAAUAAAAAAUUUUAAAGUAUAACCAUUGAAUUUAUAACUAUAAAUUCAAUGGUUAUUUAUAAUAAAAAAUAUAUAUUCAAUGGCCCUGCUGCUGCUGCGUAUAACGAAAGUACAACCCCCCCCCCCCCAACGAAUACUGCUAUGUAGGUAAGUUGCGCACUUUCUCCGAAAACAACGGAUUUUCACAGCAAGAGGGGAUUUAUUUUAUAUGGUAAUUAAGGGUUGUUUGUAGGUGAGUUAAGCGUCAUCUGUUACAGAAAUAGAUAUACUUAUCAACUGCAUAUUAUGUCCUUAACUUAAUAAAUAAAAUUGUCAGUUCAAACCCCGUACUGACGUCACUGGUAAAAAUUUAAAAACAUCUAUACGUAAAAAAAUGCUCCUAGGAAAAUGUGUGUACAAAAUUUUAUAAAAAUAUCUAAGAGUGAUAAAAAAUCAUGAUAAAAAACUUACUUUUUUCUUAAAAUAUUAACACCCUGUAGCUCAAAAACUAAGAGGUUUAGGACAAUUUUAAUAUAAACUUUUCUCCUUAAAAUUACCCGAGGAUUCACACCCUGUAUUAUCGGCAAUCAUUUAAUUAACACCCUGUAUAAUGAAAGUUACAAUCCCGCAAUUGAAUAUUGUGGUUAAAAAGCGACAUAUUUCAAGUCUUGCCUAGGCUUGACUAUAGUGGAUCCCCCCCCCCCCCCUUACUAGCCCGUUUAUGCGUUUAUGGUCUCCAAUCUUACUUACACGGCGGAAACGAAAUAUCUGCUGCUGGAAAGGCCGGGCACGGAAGGUAAUGCAUCGAUGGAGGUGCCGGCUUUGAGAUCGGCUCUCCAAGAGACCUAUUGCUAUUUGCUGGGGAUUAGAUGACAUCGAGUAAGAGAGUCCUCUCUGGAAAAUUGGCGGAUUGAUCUGACUUGGGGAUCAUAAGAUAAGAUUCUAAACGUUGGUAUGGACUGUUAUCUAUUGCGAUUAAAUCGAUUCUCAAUAACUAAUUUGCAACCAUGAGCUCGCCCUUCACUCGUGCGGGCCUUUGAAGUGUACGCGAAAAUUUGUUUUUUACUGGCAGAGACCAUGAAAUUAUCGCAAUGACCAUACUGAUGCUGAUAUCCAUAUUAUCGUUAGUCUCUUUGCGAUAGAACAGGUACCUUCAAUCCUUUAUCAGACAAUUUGUCUGCACUUCACUUGCUCAAUACGCAUCAUACAGAUAAGACGUAUUUCACCAUAUAACUGCUCUGUAAGCAAUUAAUCAUCUUCUCAUUUUUUGAUUUGUGUAGCGUGUGAAGGGUGAAUUUUAUCUAGUGCUAUCAAUGAAAUCUGUUAGAUCAGAGUUCACAGUACUGCAGUACCUAGAGAUACCAUGAGGUUUAAAUAAAAAACAGUAGUAGAACAAUAUUGUUCAUUGCAUCUUACACUCUAUGUCUCCAAGUUAGCAUGGGUAACUACUAUAAGUAUCAAGGUGUCAUUGAAACGUGGAGUGUUAUUUAAUAAGUCUCUUUUAGUAAGGUUGAGGAAUGCCAUUAACUCUGAAGAUUUCUCCUCCCCUCCCAAAUUCAAUCGGCGAUAUGAAUAAAUUUAGUUGUCAUGGUCACGAGAUACGGAGGGGACAUAAAUCAAAGUUAUCAAUAAAUAAAAUAUUCCACUGUAAAUACUAAGUAGGCUAAUUGAGUUUGUGUGCAAUAAUUGGUGCAUUUAAAAUUGUGACAUUUACUAUUGGCCCAUAUUUGUUGUCGUAAUGUUAUCAUUGGUCGCUGUCUUCACUUUAAAAACAAUGUUAUCUUUUCAUGAUAGUGGAGACGAAAAAUCGCGCGGUUUUCAUUUCGCCUUAUGAUGUAAAUUUCUAAACAAAAUAGCGGGAAGUACAACGAACUCUAUUUGUGCGUAUAUAAAUAUUGCGGCCUGAUUUUUGGCCAAAAUAAAAUUCUGACGAUUGAUAAAAGGUUUGAUCGAGGUGUGUCUUCAAUAACCGUUUAAAACUCAAUCUGCGUGGAUAAAGGGCAAAUUGUCGAGAUUUUUGAACAAACUAUGUCCCAAAAACCUGACGACUGAACCCCGGCCUGGGGCGGUGAAUGCGGAUCAGCUUAUCUUCAUCUUCAUAAUUUAACCUAAUCGUCCUAAUCGUCAGAUCGCUCGCUCGCUCGAUUUAAAAGAAAACAGAUGGACCGAUCACUAGACGUCGCCUAGUAUAAAAACAGUUACGGCAAUCAUUGCAGGUAGCCGUCCACUCCAAAACUGGUCGCGUGCGAGGUGUAAAAAAAUUAUGAUAUUAUAUUCUCAUUUCUAUAUCUAGCCCAUGCGAAGAAAAAGACAUAAGUUUUGCAGUGGGCGGCUACCUGCGACUGUUUUUAUACUAGACGGCGUCUAGUCAGUUGUUUUUCAAAGUCAAUAAAAAUAAAUUGACACUUUCCUUCGCUGAUUAGAUCUCUUGUUUUAAAUACAUUUCGAGUUUCCAUCGGCCAAUGCGUCAAAACUACAGUUUCCAUGGAAAUUAGCAUGAGAGAUAGGUUUAAGGGUAACAUGAAAAACCAGCACUUAAUGUAACAAAUUCAUGAUUUACAUCAGUACCCUGCAAAGGAGUGAAAGGGACACAUGCAGGUUCAAUUUUCCAACACAAAUGUUGAAGUUUGAUCCAGACUUAAUUAAAAUUCUCAUUCCGUUCCAUAUGAUUAAAAGAUCAGAAUAAGGGGAUAAAGGAAAAUUGAGUUUUUUUAACAUUCUCAACCAAAUAUGCAGGUUAUCAAAACGCCUUUGAGCAUCAUUUAAAUACAAAAUUCAGCAGGAAACUUAAAUACAACCAUAAAACUGAAAAAGUGACAGUAAUCGCAGAUGCCCCGAGACCCUGAGGUAAGUCCUGCAUUUUGCAUAUAUACCUAAUAUUUAAACCUACACUUUUCCUAAUCCUAAUCGAUAAAUGAAGAUUACCAGCAACGCUCAAAUUUCAUAAAAAUACUUAACAUUCAAUUAAAAAAAGUUGUUAAAUUAUUUAUUUUCAUUUCUGUAUGGCUGCAGCUUUUUUAGGGUGCGCUUCUAAUUGAAUGACGUUGUGAUGGGAGCGUAAUUAUAAUUUGGUGGCUGCAAAGCCAUAAAUUAUGAAAAGCGCUAUAUAUAGGUAGCAUAAUUUUCCCCGUUCAACCCUAAUAAAGGUUGUGAUGGUUGUUGCGUGCGAUGCAGCGUGGGAACUGCGCCGGUCUCUGUACAGGUCAAUAAAGAAACACCAAAUUCCAGUGUGCACGUGACAGCCUCCCUGUGUGGUGCCAUGGCUACCGCGAGCGAUGUUAAGUGGCGAUGAGGGGGCGCGAAGGCUGCGGCGCGAGCACGGUUUCCAACUACCGUUGCACCCGCUGCAGGUCACUGGAUGGUUAACACUAAUUUCAAUAUCAGCAGGUGCAUUUUUACUGUUAAUACCAGCUUUACCGUUGUACCUACAGCCCGCAGCCCUCGCAUCUCUUUCCGCGCUAUUGUUGCUGCAUUUGGUCGCUAAUCUGGGAGCGUCUUUGCUCGAUCCUGCCGAACCUCUCCUUCGACGUAUUUCUCCAAUUUCCGUACCAGAAUUGGAUCGCGCCAAGUACGCUCACGUAAUCGAGAACGGAAUUUGUCACCUUUGCGGAAUUCCGAUUACUGGGAAACGUACCAAACAUUGUAGCGCGUGCAACAAGUGCGUAACGUCUUUUGAUCAUCACUGCAAGUGGCUCAACCAUUGCAUAGGUGGUCGAAAUUACGUACCCUUCCUUAUGUGCGUCUCGACUGCGGUAGCAGCUGCUGUUCUUGUGGCAUUGCUGGCCAUUGCAGAGUUAAUUGUACAUAACAUUGAUCCGACGUGGCUGUCCAGAACACCAUUUAACGAAAGCGGAACGGAAUCUUCACCAUUACCAUCAACAAACGACGCUGCCUUUCUAACCGUGGUCGCGGCUUUAGGUAUUCUAGCAGCUAUCACCGCCGGAUUACUGCUGCACCUUUGCUUUUUUCACAUGUAUAUUUCAUUCCUCGGCUUAACCACGUAUGAGUAUAUAAGACAGCAACGACAAGUUUCCACUUCUGCACAGGACUCCACCGAAACAUCCAACCAUCACUGCUCCUCCACCCGUCAUCGCCCAGUCAAUCUUCAUUGCGAUAACCGCUCCGGAUCGCAGAUAACGGCUGUGUUUACAUGUGCUGUGCUCGAACAAACCUGUGCGGAGUGCACCGAACCGAUAACACCAACACCACCAACAUCAACACCCGAAGACUGCAGAACCUGCGUCGUUACCAACAACGCUAUAAGUCCCGACACCAACCAAGUUACUCAGCCGCAACCACCACGUAAAAUGAAACGCAGGUGGAACUGCUGCAUGUCCGUCCCAGACAGUCCAGAAGACCCCCAGAGCCCAUCGGAGCCGAAAUGCCUAAUGAAUUUGUGUAAAUACAAGUUGAAAGGUAAAAACUCAGAGACCCGAACACAUAGAACUCACGGUCAUUGGUCCAGUGCAAAAAUACGGGUAUUGUUUAGAGUAAUAGGAAAUUUAGGUCAAAAUAGGCGAAGGAACCCACCUGUGACGACACGCAACAAUCAAGUGUCCCCAUUAAAUGCGGAAAUGCACCAUCAACCCAUACAAACAAUUACCAAUAUAAUACCGGUGCCGUCCUAUCCAAACGAAGCCUCUGGACGAAUAACGCUGCCCGCAUUACCACCUCCUACCAGACGACGUAUCGUGAGCGACACCGAGCUGGCCGACGCUUUGAGCAUCCUCCAGCAGCAGCAAAGAAUUGGUGGCCGACGCCCUUUACCGCAAUACCGCAGGCGAAGACGAAGCACGGCGCAACGUCCAAAAACGCCCACGUUGUCGCCCAUCAGAGAAAGUGGCUUAUCAAACCCAGCUUCUCCGUCCCGACAGACUUGCACAGUAGCGGCCAUUCCCGGCUCGUGUACGCGUCCAUUUUAACUAUUUUGUUACAACGUGCGCGCUGUAUAUUUAGUUAGGAAUUUUGACCAAUUUCCACAAUAAUUGCGUGGUUACUAAAUAAAAGGCGCUGUACCUACUAAUAUAUAAGUAAUUUUUCAAUAAUUUAUACAAAUAAAUUUGAUGUUUCUUAUUAAAGUUAUAUUAUAUAAAUGUUGUAAUUCAAUAUAUUAUCAAAUGUUAAA